AUGCCACUCCUGUACUUGUCCCACCUGCUAAGGUUAUGGCUGCUACUGAGCCAACUUCCCAGAGAGAUCCCCGCUCAGAAUGACAACGACAUAAUUAAGGCAUGCAGACGCGAGUUAGUCCGCCUACGUAUCCGGAUCUGCGGCUCGGUCUCUUGGGGAGGAAAGGCUCUCCAGAAAGGUCGGGAACCUCGGGAGGCACCUGAACCACUUGCAGAAGUCGAGCCAUCCUCCAUCAUCAAUACAAAAACCUUAAAUACAGUGUUGGAAUAUAUUCCUAAUUUGUCACAGGAGUUGAAGGCAACACUGUCUGCGAGGCAGCCAUCAUUACAAGAGCUACAACUUGCACUGGAAAGUUCAAAUUUUAACUUGGAAGAAUUGAAGAAAGUUGUUUUUAGUGGACAAUAUGAAGCUGAAGACAAAAGUCUUUCAGAAUUAGAAACCUCAGGCUUAGAUAAACAUUCCCGAAAAAAGAGACAGCCCUAUGUAAACUUAAGUGAUAAGUGUUGUAAUGUAGGUUGUACCAGAAAAGAGCUUGCUGUACUAUGCUGA
This is a messenger RNA of Callorhinus ursinus (northern fur seal), 549 nucleotides long. It is a transcript of the gene RLN1, whose product is annotated as relaxin 1. Lineage: Eukaryota; Metazoa; Chordata; Mammalia; Carnivora; Otariidae. Gene Ontology annotation, molecular function: hormone activity. The record is from RefSeq and is a predicted model, not a curated record. Gene Ontology annotation, cellular component: extracellular region.